UCCCACUCUCAUAUACGACAACCCUUCCAAUCUCACAACCCCAACUGCAGCUACCCCAUCCUAACCACCCCCCUAGAAAGCAAUAUAUCAUUCUUGUUUACUUACUUGCAAGAAUGCAUAUAUACUUUCUUGGGAUCUUCUCAUCAAGUUGUGAUGGCAACAAGAAGUGAAGAAGAAGAAAAAGAAAAAGAAGUAAGAAGCACAAGUGAAUUCAAGUGUAUGCAUCCAUUGUAUUAUGUUCUUGACUCCCAAAAUGGCUGCUUCUCUUCUGAGAUGAUGGCUCCUCGAACAAGCUUUGACGAAGAAUGUCGAAAAAUUCAAUAUGAAGCGGAAUUCGCAACGAGUAGUAGAGCUAAUGCUAGUGGUAGAAGUUUGAGGGGUCUAACUCAAGAAGAAGAUGCACACAUUCUGCAGCAGAGAAACAAAGACAGAACUGAUUCUCAUCUCAUUGAUCAUCUGAUGGAGAGUGGUCACAAGUCAGCAACGAAGGUUCACCCGAGAGCUUAUGAGUCGUGCUUGUGUCACUCGGAUGAUUCAACGAACUCAAUCCACAAACGCCCUGCUGCACAAGUUGGGGCGAGAUUCGAGCCAAAACCUUUCUCUAAUGCAUUGGCAGUUCUAAGUUCGGACAAGGACUUGCUCGUUGUGGAAUUCUUUCCUGAGACAUACUGUCUUCCUAAGAAUUGCAUCAAGGAUCUUCAGACUGAGAAACAAACAGUAACCUUCAAGGCUGAAAUUCAAAAGACACAGCAUUCAGGAAGAUUCGCGUGUCACUGCUCAUCGAGGGAGGUUGGUGAUAGAUCGAGGUUGAACAGGAGCCUCGUGUCUCUCUCUGUGGGAGAAAUAAAGAGGAAACUGAAGCUUACAUUUGGAAGCAGAAGAAGAAAAGGUUCAGAACAUUGGCCUAGGUUUAGACUUCUCCACAACAGAUCAAUUUUUGGAUAUGACUGCUUUUAUAGUGGAGUAGAAACUAGGAAUCGUUUGAGUUCUAACACUAAUGCAAAGGCAAAGAAAAAUGUGGUCAAGAAAGAAGGCCUCCUGAAGGGGGAAAGGAAGUUUCUCGCGGCUGGAGAAGCUGAAACUGCACGCACGAAAAUAGAUGUCUCAAGAGAUGUGCUGUCUGAGAAACAUGGAGUUGAUGCUUCUGCAACAACUAGGUUACAAAAUCCAUGGAGGGUUAUGUCUUCACUAGAUAUGGAGUCGUGUUUUAGCCCGAGAAGGGAAAGCCAGUACAUUCCUGGCUCUGCACAAGCGAGUUUGAUCAGUCCUUCCAGACAGAGCAUUUACAUGAGUCCGAUGAGAACGUGCAAAGACAUUGCACCAUGUGAUGGCACGGCGGGUAGUGUGAGGGCAGAGGCGAACUCCUCUCUCGUUGACGAAGAAGCAAGGAUCACUCCAUCUCCAAACAUCAAGUUCAUUGAUACGCCUAACACUGUAGGUUCAGGAAACGUUCAUCAUUCAGAAGCACAACAUGAUGCAAUGAUCAACAAUGCCAAAAGAGCUGAAAAACUCAAGUUAAUGCAUUCCAUAAUGGAUUCAAUAUCAGAGAAUAAGACAUUUUCAAAUGCAGCUGAUGAUUUUCCAUCUAGUCCCACAUGUGACAUACGUGACAACAACAAAUAUCAAGAAGAAUAUGAAAGCCCUGUUUCGGUCCUUGGCCACUUCUUCGCAGAAGACUCCAGCAGUCCAUGGAACGUGACAUUUCAAUCCGCGCGUGGAGCCCUAAAACCACGUCGCCUUCACUUCGAGGGGCACAAAUCAGCAUCACCCUCACAAGCCACAGCAACAGGGUCCGGACCGUGUAUGCACGAUCAAGACUACACUAUCACCAACUACGUACUUAUGAUUCUCAAAGCUUCUGGUCUAAACUGGGAUCAGCUAUCAGCAAUGAGGCUGCAGUCUGAACAUCUGCUUCAUCCGUCCUUGUUCGGUCAAGCCCAGUAUCUGGGGUUCGCCCCUCACUUCGACACAAGACUUCUCUUUGAUCACAUCAAUGAAGUCCUGCUCGAAACGCAGCGAUCCCACUUGUUAUCUCCAUAUUGGCCAGCAUUUGCAAAGCCAAGAAUCUGUUGUUUUCCACUGGAAGAAGCCGUGGUUGAUGAGAUCAUGAGAGAUGCUGAGUUCUAUCUGCUUCCUUGGACACAGAGAAGGACCUUGGAACAGCUUAUAGCCAAAGAUUUAUCGGGCGCUCGAUCAUGGCCCGAUGUUCGGCCCGAAACAGAGCAAAUCAUCCAUCACAUCUCAGACUAUAUUCUGGUGGAAUCAAUUAUUGAUGUAAUAUUUGAGCUUCAUUCUUGAAUUAGAUGUAUAUUUAUGCCUUUUAUUUUAAUACUAUGACCUUUACCCCCA
This is a messenger RNA of Salvia splendens (bonfire salvia), 2349 nucleotides long. RefSeq lists its product as uncharacterized. The record is from RefSeq and is a predicted model, not a curated record. NCBI's taxonomy places the organism in Eukaryota, Viridiplantae, Streptophyta, Magnoliopsida, Lamiales, Lamiaceae. The coding region runs from base 154 to 2298 and encodes 714 amino acids. The transcript has 7 exons.